AUGGCGGUGAGAGGCUUAUUGUUGGUGAGUGCUGUCCUGGCGGCCACGUGGGUCGCUGUAGACGGAACGGCCGAGGUGAUGAGCCAUGUCUCAGCUCAUUAUGGAAAAUCACUGGAAGAAUGUCGUAAAGAGACAGGCCUCUCCAAAGAAAUCCUCGAAGACUUCAAGCACUUCUGGAGCGAUGACUUCGAGAUAGUUCACCGUGAGCUCGGCUGCACCCUCAUCUGCAUGUCGAAUAAAUUUGCACUCUUACAGGAUGAUGCAAGGAUGCAUCACAUUAACAUGAACGACUACGUUAAAGGGUUCCCCGACGGUGAUGUACUAGCGGACAAGUUGGUACAAAUGAUGCACAAAUGUGAGAAGGACUAUGACGAUAUUCAGGAUGACUGUGACCGGGUGGUGAAGGUCGCGGCCUGCUUCAGAGCUGAUGCUAAGAAGGAAGGAAUCGCCCCAGAGGUCGCUAUGGUAGAGGCCGUCAUGGAACAAUACUGA
Molecule: messenger RNA, 492 nt
Organism: Danaus chrysippus (African queen)
Lineage: Eukaryota; Metazoa; Arthropoda; Insecta; Lepidoptera; Nymphalidae
Source: the annotation of a GenBank genome assembly